This is a messenger RNA of Plenodomus lingam JN3, 357 nucleotides long. Lineage: Eukaryota; Fungi; Ascomycota; Dothideomycetes; Pleosporales; Leptosphaeriaceae. The record is from RefSeq and is a predicted model, not a curated record.
AUGCACCCCAGGAACCGGAUGUCUCGCAGCCGCACGUUCUGCGCAGCGUGUUACGAUGGUGUCCUCAUUAAAAUCCCUGAGCAUUCGUGGCGUCAACCGCUGGAGCAAUAUUGGCCAAGAGCUGAUGAAUCUCUUGUGAAUGACUAUGGUACUUUCUCUGUUGUCUUGCGAUCGGCUAUGCACACCCAUCGCCCCCGAAUGAGAACCGAGACGGCUCGUUUCACCCUUGAGACCACUAUGAUCAGCCAAUGGAUGUUGCUCAUGCGAAUCGCGAAUGUUCUGCAACAGCGUCGGAACUCAAUCCUUUACGGGCAGGUUCUGAAGAUGGGAAGUUAUGCAGGCAUCUUCCUACCUUGA